AUGUCAGACAACAUCGAAAGAGAGCUGGACUAUAUUCUCGAGCAAGACGUGGCACGAGACAGCAGAAUAGAGGGAUUUCAGCAGGAGCUCUUGGAGUUGAGAGCCCAAGUUCUGCGACUGACCCAGCAGAAUCAGCAAAAGGUUCUUUCUUCAGUCUCGCAGUGCAAUCUAAUGUUGACUAAGUUGCAAAAACUGCCAAAAAUUCGUCGGGUGCUCCGUGGCAGUCUUAUGCUAAGAAGAGAAAUAGUGGAAAAGGAACUGGACAAGCUCCUUGAAUCGCAGUGCAGAGCAAUGCGCACAGCGCUGGAUCUUCUGAGCGAAUUCGCGAACAGAGUCACUGAAGCAGCGUCUGAAGCACAUGCAAAGCACGACGAAGAACUGGACGAAAUUAUUCGCGCAGACACUGCAUCUGCAUGCUCUACAGAAAAGGUCAAGACAGUAUGCAACCUAGUUGACCGACAACAAGUGAAUGCUGACAGACACGUUCCCUCGACGUCCGCGCAAGCCGAUGCGGAGCAGACUCCUAUGGAGACGGAACAAAUCGAGACACAGCAAAGUGACUUUCGCAAAGCUUUUGAGUUGCUGAAAGCCAACGACUUAUCUACAGAUGUCGCACUGCAGCCGAUCGAGUUCGAUGCAGUGACUGCUGCCGAAGGUGAGCCACUAUCUAGGCAAGCCCAUUCUUAUGGUCCGAGGCAGUUUGUUGACCGAACCCCAUUUCAGAUGAACGUCUCCGUGACCGAGCCGCUACGACCCAUGGAACAACCCUCGCCAGUCAGGGGCAAUCCCUCGAAAGGUUUGUCUCCCACAUUCAGUGAAACAAGUUUUCGCUUCGAGAACGGUGUAGGGGCAACAUUAGCAGCCAUGGCACUUCCGGAGGUGAAAAACUUCAGUAACCCCGAUGGUGAAGGUUUCGUGGAGUUUGUGUUCUCUUUCUCGAAGAAGUAUGGUAGGAUAGGCCUGCCAGACGAUAUGCUAAUUCAUCUUAUGAGCGAAAAGUUGGAAGGGUAUCCAAGCGCCGUUAUGAAAGCGCUACCAGAGGAAAGCAAACACGGUAAGUUUGCAGAUUUUGUGGCCGCACUGAAGGUGAAAUUUGCCGAAAACACUUCAGCUGAAAGAUUGGAGUCACAUGUUAAGCUGAAGCAGCUGAAGAUGACAAAGUCGGUCACCGAAUACUGUGUGCAAUUAGAGAGCUUGACUCGGAAAGCAAAUCCCAGCGCCUCCGAAGCUGACUUAUCGAUGGCGAGGGCCAGCGAACUAGUGUCACAGAUCACCAACUGUCAAGGAUAUUUCCAGCUCUUCGCCUUUAUGGAGAUUGAAAGAAAUAAAAAGGUAGCUGCGGCAACGAGGUCCGCCUCUGAAUUGAAGCAAGUGAACGAGCAAAGUGAACCGCGACGAUCCUUCCCAUUCCAGAAAGUUGAAGAAAGCGCAGAUCGAGCUAGAAACCUCGAAAAUCUAGCACAAAGGAUUGAAAGAAAUAAAAAGGCAGCUGCGGCAACGAGGUCCGCCUCUGAAUUGAAGCAAGUGAACGAGCAAAGAAAACCGCGACGAUCCUUCCCAUUCCAGAAAGUUGAAGAAAGCGCAGAUCGAGCUAGAAACGUUCAAAACCGAUCUCAAGAUAGCGGAGAACAAAGCUCCCAAUCACCCAUACAACAUGAUAGCCUACCACCACAAGCAGACCGCGGCUUCUGCCGGAUCUGCAAAAAGCCGGGACACCUCCUACGAGACUGUGACAAGAGGCAACAAGGGGCUGGGCAGCAAAACUCAGAACACGCACCCAAUAAUGCUUGCCCAAAACAGCCGAAACGCACCUUCACCACGGUUCUCGGAAAUUGGUCUUGUCUCACUUCAGGGUUGCACCACAGCAAAAAUGAGAUGUUUGGCAGCAAAACUAUGUGCAACGUGCAACUCCUAGGAUUUACUAGGAGAGCGCUGGUUGAUACAGGAUCCCGAGUGAGUAUCCUGCCGCUAAGCAUACUGCUGGACGCGAAAGAGGCUGGGUUCGAUCUGGACGCAGACGUCGAAGAGGUGAAGAUGGAAGAUCGCAUAAAAAUCUACGAUGCUUCGGGACGAAAAAUGGCAUUCAAAGGGAACGAUGAUACGAUCGUAUUGGGAACGAACAUCCUAGGCUCGGUUGGAACGAAAACGCUGCUGGAACCGUCGGUGCAGCUAAAGAGACAUUCGGUAAGCGUUCGGACGUCAUCUAGUCACUCAAAGACACAACAUGCGAGCACCCAGACCAUACCGCUCAAGGAGAAAGGUCAGACGAAACCUUUGAAGAGUGAUGCGAUAGCUAAAGCCAGGACAGAGACAAAGAGCCUCUCGUUAAGGAAGGAGAAUAAGGUUCUCAAGGCAGCGGUAGUGGCAAGGGUUUACCUCAAAUCAGGAGAAACGAAAACAGUUUCAAUCGCCGGUAGCCCUUCGGACUCCGCACAAAUUCUUUGGUCCAACUGUGACUUAAUACCCCAUGCUGUUUGUAGAUCCGGGCAAGCCUUGAGCGUGCCACUGACUAAUAUAACAGGAGGAACUAGAAUCUUCCGAGCAGGGGAAAAGGUGGGCUUCUGGGACCAGAGUCUUAUCGUCGAAAAGUCACCAGUAGAUUGCGCGAACAUGCUUGAACGCACAAGCGCACCAAUCAACGACCGUUGGAAAAUUCUAGUAGGAUUGCUCCAGGAGAACAAAUCCGAGGGAAGUUGGAACGAACUGUUAGAAAACAAAGUACAACACUUUCAAGAUGUUUUCGCGGUGACGGACCAAGAGCUCACGCAAACGCACGUAGUGGAGCACGAUAUCCAAACGGGCGCUGCGAAGCCAAAAGCAAAAGGCCAGAGCAGUUCCUCUGGCAGCGCGUGCGGAACUACGCAGGAUCCUGAUAGACCUUCAAGAACGCGAUAUCAU
This is a messenger RNA of Ostertagia ostertagi, 2898 nucleotides long. Lineage: Eukaryota; Metazoa; Nematoda; Chromadorea; Rhabditida; Trichostrongylidae. The record is from the annotation of a GenBank genome assembly.